GAAGGAGCGAGAGGCGGCCGAGGGGCUGGUCCAGGCGCGGCCGCUAAGAGGAGACCAAGAGGCGGGGGCUGCACUUGACAACCAGCAUGCCGAGAUGGCACACUUUGUGCCCACCCCACCUCCACGUAGCCUUGAUUAUAAGUCAGAGGACAGGCUUAGUGAGAAAGACUGGCAAGCACAUUUCAAGGCUCCAGGUUGCAGAAUUGAUACAUGUCAAGUUGAGUCAGAAGAGGCAGAAGUGGAUGUGAGAGAAAGAGAGACACAGAGAGACAGAGAGCCAAAGAGGGCAAGAGACUUGACUUUAAGAGACUCCUGUACUGACAACUCCAUGCAGUUCGGAACCAGAACGACUGCGGCUGAACCAGGGUUCAUGGGGACAUGGCAAAACGCUGAGACUAACCUCUUAUUCAGAAUGUCCCAACAGGCCAUCCGCUGCACACUGGUAAACUGCACGUGUGAAUGUUUUCAGCCAGGGAAGAUUAACCUGAGGACUUGUGAUCAGUGUAAACAUGGCUGGGUGGCACAUGCCUUGGAUAAGCUCAGCACGCAGCACCUGUACCACCCCACUCAAGUGGAGAUUGUGCAGUCCAAUGUGGUGUUUGACAUCAGCAGCCUGAUGCUCUACGGGACACAAGCGGUGCCCGUGCGGCUAAAGAUCCUGCUAGACCGUCUCUUCAGCGUCCUGAAGCAAGAGGAAGUACUGCACAUACUGCACGGCCUGGGCUGGACUCUGCGGGACUAUGUCCGAGGAUACAUCCUUCAGGAUGCUGCCGGCAAGGUGCUGGACCGCUGGGCCAUCAUGUCUCGAGAAGAGGAAAUCAUCACCCUUCAGCAGUUUCUGCGGUUUGGAGAAACCAAAUCCAUUGUGGAGCUGAUGGCAAUUCAGGAGAAAGAAGGGCAGGCUGUGGCUGUACCAUCUUCAAAGACAGACUCAGAUAUAAGGACUUUCAUUGAGAGCAAUAAUCGUACCAGGAGUCCCAGCCUCCUUGCUCACUUAGAGAACAGCAAUCCUUCCAGCAUUCAUCACUUCGAAAACAUCCCAAACAGCCUAGCGUUUCUGCUUCCAUUCCAGUACAUAAACCCCGUCUCAGCUCCACUGCUAGGAUUGCCUCCAAAUGGGCUCUUGUUAGAGCAACCAGGAUUAAGACUGCGGGAACCAAGUCUUUCAACCCAGAAUGAAUAUAAUGAGAGCAGUGAAUCUGAAGUCUCUCCCACACCUUAUAAGAAUGAUCAGACACCCAAUAGAAAUGCCCUGACCAGCAUUACUAAUGUGGAGCCCAAAACUGAGCCAGCCUGUGUCUCCCCCAUUCAGAAUUCUGCCCCAGUCAGUGAUCUAACCAAAACAGAACACCCAAAAAGUUCAUUCCGGAUUCAUCGCAUGAGAAGAAUGGGGUCAGCCUCUAGGAAAGGAAGAGUGUUCUGUAAUGCAUGCGGGAAGACAUUCUAUGACAAAGGUACUCUCAAAAUUCAUUAUAAUGCCGUUCACCUGAAGAUCAAACAUCGAUGCACCAUCGAAGGUUGCAACAUGGUCUUUAGCUCCCUCCGAAGCCGUAAUCGCCACAGCGCAAACCCCAACCCUCGCCUUCACAUGCCUAUGCUAAGGAAUAACCGAGACAAAGAUUUAAUUCGGGCCACAUCAGGAGCUGCCACCCCUGUCAUAGCAAGUACAAAAUCAAAUCUCACACUCACAAGCCCCGGCCGGCCCCCAAUGGGUUUUACCACUCCCCCACUAGACCCCGUCUUACAGAAUCCUCUCCCUAGCCAGCUGGUGUUUUCUGGGCUAAAGACUGUACAACCAGUUCCUCCAUUUUAUAGAAGUUUACUCACUCCAGGGGAAAUGGUGAGUCCUCCAACCUCCCUCCCCACCAGUCCCAUCAUUCCAAGCAGUGGUACCAUAGAGCAGCACCCCCCACCACCCUCUGAGCCAAUAGUGCCAGCAGUGAUGAUGGCUGCCCACGAGCCCAGUGCUGACCUGGCACCCAAGAAAAAGCCCAGGAAGUCAAGCAUGCCUGUGAAGAUUGAGAAGGAAAUCAUUGAUACUGCUGAUGAGUUCGAUGAUGAAGAUGAUGACCCUAAUGAUGGCGGCGCUGUAGUCAACGACUUGAGCCAUGACAAUCAUUGUCACUCCCAAGAGGAGAUGAGCCCAGGCAUGUCUGUGAAGGACUUUUCCAAGCAUAACAGGACCCGAUGCAUUUCAAGGACUGAAAUUAGGAGGGCGGACAGCAUGACUUCUGAGGACCAAGAGCCUGAGCGGGACUAUGAGAACGAAUCUGAGUCUUCAGAGCCCAAACUGGGUGAGGAAUCCAUGGAAGGAGAUGAGCACAUUCACAGUGAAGUGAAUGAAAAAGUCCUGAUGAACAGUGAGAGGCCUGAUGAGAACCACAGUGAGUCCUCUCACCAGGAUGUCAUCAAGGUGAAGGAGGAGUUCACAGACCCCACUUACGACAUGUUUUACAUGAGCCAGUACGGACUGUACAAUGGUGGAGCCAGCAUGGCUGCCCUGCAUGAAAGUUUUGCAUCGUCUCUGAAUUAUGGCAGCCCUCAAAAGUUCUCCCCAGAAGGGGACCUGUGUUCUAGCCCAGACCCCAAAAUCUGUUAUGUGUGCAAGAAAAGUUUCAAAAGCUCCUACAGCGUGAAGCUUCACUACAGGAAUGUUCACUUAAAAGAGAUGCAUGUCUGCACAGUGGCUGGCUGCAACGCUGCGUUCCCCUCUCGCCGAAGCAGAGACAGAAACAGAAAUUUACGGAUGGAAAGAACCAUAGGUCCAGGACACCGAGACAGCCUGCAUCUCCGUAGACACAGUGCCAACAUAAAUCUGCAUCGUAAAUUGUUGACCAAAGAACUCGAUGACAUGGGCCUGGACUCAUCGCAGCCCUCCCUUAGCAAGGACCUCCGUGAUGAAUUUUUGGUGAAGAUCUAUGGUGCCCAGCACCCCAUAGGGCUCGACAUCAGGGAAGACGCCUCCUCUCCCGCAGGGACUGAAGACUCCCACCUCAACGGGUAUGGGAGGGGCAUGGCGGAGGACUACAUGGUCCUUGACCUGAGCACCACCUCCAGCCUCCAGUCCAGCAGCAGCAUCCAUUCCUCUAGAGAAUCAGACGCGGGCAGCGACGAGGGGAUUCUUCUCGACGACAUUGAUGGGGCGAGUGACAGUGGGGAGUCGGCACACAAGGCUGAGGCCCCUGUCCUCCCUGGCAGCCUAGGGGCUGAAGUUUCGGGAUCUCUUAUGUUCAGCAGCCUGUCUGGGAGCAAUGGUGGGAUCAUGUGCAACAUUUGCCACAAAAUGUACAGCAACAAGGGGACCCUGAGAGUGCACUACAAAACUGUGCAUUUGCGAGAAAUGCACAAGUGCAAAGUCCCUGGUUGCAAUAUGAUGUUUUCCUCUGUACGAAGCCGGAAUCGGCACAGUCAGAACCCUAAUCUCCACAAAAACAUUCCCUUCACUUCAAUAGAUUAGUCUCAGAACGGACACUACAAAUGCCAGCCCUCACCAGAUGGCCUACUUGUUUGAACUGCCAUAGUCAGUGUGCGCUUCUGUACUUGGGGGGUGUGUCUGUGUGUGUGUACCUAUGUUUGCUCUGUCUCCACAUAUACACACACACAUAUUUUCUUUAGAUAAAAAAGAUCAACACUAGGUGCUUUUGAAUUUUUUUUUCACUUUUCCUUUAUAGUUUUUGGGAAGCUGUGGGAUCUUUAACUGGGGGGGGUCAGUGAAAACAGAGUACCCCUUUAAACACACAUACAUACACACAAAGCGUGCAAAUAGCCCCAAUUCUGACAGACUAAUUCUUGGUCUUCCCCAAAGAGACAUUUGUUGUACCCAUGACUGUUGCCUGCUAAAAAUAAAAGGGAAAAAAAGAAAAAAGAAACAAAGAGGAACUUCUUAUAGUUGUCUUUUGUGAACUUUAAGGUUUUGGGAGAAUCUUCAAUUAAAGCAUGGCAGAUUCACCUGUAAAUAUUUAGCCUUGAGAGGCCAUUGAUGUAAAACAAUUGUAUUGAUGGUUGUUUAACUCUUUUGUUUAAUUUUUACAGUUACAUCCAGCUGUUAGAUAUGCAGGAAAAAAAUAGUUUGCUGGCUAGCUCUAUUCAUUUAUGUUAGCAUUAAUGCACAUUUUUUUUUUAAACAUGGUCUUGUUUUUACUACCUGUUAGACGUAGUGAUAAAGAGGUGCUGGCAUGCUUUACAGCACAGAUCUGAUUUUUU
Molecule: messenger RNA, 4203 nt
Organism: Propithecus coquereli (Coquerel's sifaka)
Lineage: Eukaryota; Metazoa; Chordata; Mammalia; Primates; Indriidae
Gene: BNC2
Product: basonuclin 2
Exons: 8
Coding region: 95-3457 (1120 amino acids)
Biological process (GO): regulation of DNA-templated transcription
Cellular component (GO): nucleus
Source: RefSeq, a predicted model, not a curated record